AUAUGGGUUCUGAGGUGGCUGAUGACACCAAUGUGGGACCUGCAGAUUCUGAAACAGCUGAUCUCCUGCUGUGGAAAAGAGAAGUUUGCUCUAUCAAGUGAAUUUCAGGUUGUGAGAUCAAUGAAUAAGCAGAAAUGUUGUCAAUGUUCCCCAAAAUUUCUCUCAAACCUGAGGUGGAAGUAUACCUCCGAAGUGUUUUCAAGAAUAAAGAGCUUUUGACUAGUUUGAGUUCUGAGGAGUGGGAUGUCAAAUUUGAAGCUCUUUUAAGCCGUUUGUCGCAUCCUCCAGCUUUCACAAGCGUCAGAGUCAACACUUGCUUGGUUUCGAUUGAACAUGUUAAAAAGCUGUUGACUGAAGAGAUUCAGAAGGAAUUUAAAGGAUGGCCUGUGGAUGAUAUUCCAAUAUUAGAGCAUCCAAAGCUUCCAGAUGUUAUUUUAAUUCCUAAUAUUGGUCCCAGGGAAAAUCUGCAAAGACAUUCCUUUGAAGUGAUUGUGGGAGCUCAGUGUGGGAAUGCUGUACUUCGAGGAGCACAUGUUUUUAUUCCUGGCAUUCUUUCAGCUCCUAAGUUAAUGAAAGCUGGUGAUACUGUUUCAGUGUAUUCAGAUGUUCAUGGAAAAUGCAAAAGGGGUGCAAAGGAAUAUCAGGGAGCAAAAGUAUUUGUAGGGAAUGGAAUUGCUGAAUUGAGCCGCAGUGAAAUAUUUUGCUCAAACUGUACUUUAAGGGGUGUGGGAGUCAGAAUGACUGAACCUGUCUAUGUCACCCCAUCGUUUGAUAACCUAAUGAACAGCUUUCUGUUUUUACAAAACUUGCCAUCAGUGGUAGUGAGCCACGUGUUGGAUCCUAAACCUGGAGAGCGAAUCUUAGAUAUGUGUGCUGGUCCUGGUGGAAAAACUACUCACAUUGCAGCAUUAAUGAACGAUAAGGGUGAAGUGAUAGCAAUUGAUAAGAUUGCAAAUAAAGUAAAGAAGAUAAAACAGAAUGCUGAGAACUUACAAUUGAAGUGUAUACAAGUGUUUUGUUAUGAUGGAACUAAAGCCCUUGCAAAAGAAGGGAUUUGGAAUGAGCAAGAGGGGCCUCCAUUCCCACCAGAAACUUUUGAUCGGGUACUUCUGGAUGCCCCUUGCAGUGGGUUAGGUCAGAGACCCAAUAUGGCCUGUGAUUGGAGCUUAAAGGAAAUCACUUCUUACCAGCCAUUGCAGCGAAAGUUAUUUAGAGUGGCAGUCGAAUUACUAAAGCCUGGAGGCAUUUUGGUCUAUAGCACCUGUACAAUAACAUUGGCGGAAAAUGAAGAACAAGUUGCCUGGGCACUCAGCACUUUUCCUUGCUUACAGUUGCAUCAACAGGAACCUCACCUGGGUGAAGAAGGUAUGAUGGGUGUUGGACUUUCAGAAGAUCAGUUGAAAUUGCUGCAGAGAUUUAAUCCAUCUAGUGUGACUGUAAAGGACACCUUUGUUUCUUCUUCACAUAUGGAUUUCAGUCAGAUGUCUCAUUUAAUUAACUUGGCCAAUAAGGACACAAUAGGCUUUUUUAUUGCAAAAUUUAUUAAGGUACAGGAUGCCUAACAGUUACCAGGACUGGAAUAAACAUCCACAAAUACUAGAGGUCUGAAAUAAAAAGAGAAAAUACUUAAAGGGAAGAUUAUUUUAUUAUAAAGAAUGGAAAUUGAUUAUUGAUGUUUCUGGUGUGUAGCCAUGUCAUUGUAAUAAUUCCCUAUAUGUUUUUAUAAACUGAUUAACAAAAGUUCAACUGACAGCAUCAUUAGUACAUUAUUCCUAUGACAGCAAACCAAAGGCAUAGUUGCUAUGGUAGCAAUAGAUUAUGCCAGCUGUUCAGUGAGAUCUUAUACCACGUGCUGACAAAGGUCAUUAGAGGCUUUUGUAUUUCAUUUAGAAUCCAGAUUACAACAUUUGCUUUAAACCUCUUUCUCUGUUUUUAAUUUUUGUACUUGAAAACAAAAAUGUCUAUCAUGGAGUUCAUGUGAAAUUUAAUGUUGAAUAAGUGCUAAGUACAUAAUAUCCUUUUUUUUUGCUUUAAGUUUGUGUUUAAGAAUAACUUUUAAUAUUUUAAUAAUUAAUUUAAAAGUAGAAUAAGUAUAUUUUAGCCUUUCAUCUUAUGCUUGUAAUAAAUUUUGGAUUUAAGUUUUGUGAUGCAUUUCUUUAAAAGGACUAAAUGACCUGUAGUGGAAUACUAUAUCAUUUUCUUCAGCCGCACAAUAUCUUAGUGCCAUGGUUAUUUCAAAUCUCCACUACUCAACUACGCACCAACCUCUUCCUCAACUUCUUGCAUGUUGCCAGUCUACGUCUCAUUCUGUACCAAAUCUUCCAACUUUUCAUUCAUUCAGCUAUUUUACAACCUAGCUACUUCCGGCCUGGCCUAUUCACUGGUCAGACCAUGGUUCCUAGUUUCUCUAACUGGAGCUGCACUGCACCAUUGUUUCUUUUGUUGGGUUAGGUCUAUAGACUCUCCCAAAGGCAGUAUAUCCUACCUCUGCCAUUUCUAGCUUCACAACCACAGCCCCCUCCCCCACCACCCAUCCCCACAGCUUUAGCCGUAACCCACUGGCAACUAGCUCACUUUUCAAGAAAACAAAACUGCAGAUGUUAGGAUCUGAAAUGAAAACACAAAUGCUGGAUGAACUCGGCCAGUCAAGCUGGUUCUGAGGAAGGAUCACUUAGUUGAAAUAUUAACUGGUUUCUCUUUCCACAGAUGCUGCUUGACUGGCUGAGUUUUUUCAGCAAUUCUGUUUUAGCUCGCCUUUUUCUAUGGUCUUUGAUCUCCUAAUAACAUUUGUUAUCCAGGCAGCACUACUCCUCUGAUUUGGUUCUUGCACCUUUUCUUCAUUCUUUAUCUCUCCAGCACAUCAGGCUUUGGCCAUUUGACUUCUAACUGCUAUUCUUACACUAUCACCCAUUCAAGCUAUUAGUCACUUCAUUCUUGUGCCAAAAAGCUCUUAUGGCAUAAGAGUCCACACUGACCAUCACCACCCACUUACAGUAAUCAUAGAUUAAUCAUCUUAAUUCUCCCCACAUUCUCAUCAACUUCCCCCUCACUGCAAUCAUCUAAUCACCUAAACAUUAAGAGUAAUUUACAGUGGCUAACUAACUAACCAGCUUGUACAUCUUUGGGAUGUGGGAGGAAACCCGUGCAGUCAUGGGGAAAGUGUGCAAACUCCACACCGGCAUCAGCUCUACUAACUGCAUCACUGUGCUACCCUAUAUAUUUUUAAAACGUGGAUAUCUUGUCUUUUCCAAUUUUAUUUAUCUACCAAGUACACAUGCAAGAACAAACAAAACAAAAAAAGUAAUGUGUCAAGAGAUCAGAGGUACUGUUGAAGAUCAACUUGAUUUGAUAUAGAAACUGGAGUCGACUCUAUGGCCCUUGCAGCCUGUCUACCAUUCCAUAAGAUCAUGGCUGAUCCUGAGCUUCAUCUACUUUCCCAGCUGAUCACCAUAAACCUAAUCCCCUUGGUGUCCAAAAAUUAAUUUUUCUCAUCUUUGAAUUUAUUCUACAGCAAUACAGCCCCAAGGUAAAGAAUUUAUGUUUUACAACACCCGGCAUAAAGGAAUGUCCUCUUGUCUUAAUCCUAAA
This is a messenger RNA of Pristis pectinata (smalltooth sawfish), 3588 nucleotides long. It is a transcript of the gene nsun6, whose product is annotated as NOP2/Sun RNA methyltransferase 6. The transcript has 13 exons. The record is from RefSeq and is a predicted model, not a curated record. NCBI's taxonomy places the organism in Eukaryota, Metazoa, Chordata, Chondrichthyes, Rhinopristiformes, Pristidae. Gene Ontology annotation, molecular function: RNA binding; methyltransferase activity. The coding region runs from base 135 to 1562 and encodes 475 amino acids. Gene Ontology annotation, biological process: RNA methylation.